GUUUGUCAAAGCGCCCGGACCGAAAGUUAUGAGGGGUUAUGGUUUUCAGGCUUGACCCAUGUGGUAUAGCAUGUGUUUUGAUAACUCACUUGCUUGUAUUAUACUCGGAUUAUGUCGUGGUAUUUUACCUAGUUCUUCCGGUUCUCAAAAACAGCUUUUGGGCUAUUCUGAAUACGAUAUGCUUUAAUAUAGUGGCUUCUUUACUAUUAUUUUCCCAUAUAUGUGCUGCCGUAACGGAUCCAGGACUUAUACCUUUGCAUCGGUAUACUGUUAGUCAGUUAGCUAGUGUCCAGAAACCUGAUGGAUGGACUACUUGUAAUAAAUGUGGAAUACAUAGGCCACCGAGAGCUCAUCAUUGCCGAAUUUGUCGACGGUGUGUAAGACGAAUGGAUCACCAUUGUCCCUGGAUUAAUAAUUGUGUUGGUGAAUGUAAUCAAAAAUAUUUUAUUCAAUUUUUAAUUUAUGUUGGCAUUCUUUGUGUAUAUGCACUGAUACUGGUACUUAUAUGUCGUGCUAUGAUCUCGGCCGGUUUGAAAGAAGACGCAUCUAAUGCCGAUGUUGUAGUUGUUGCUCAUACAAUUGUACUUGUAGCAAUCUCUUGUCUAUUUGGAUUAUUUAUUCUAGCUAUUCUAUCUGACCAGUACAAGUCGAUUGUUGAAGAUACAACAGCAGUUGAAGCUUGGCUAUCGGGUAAUAUUCCACAUUCAUCCGAUACAGAAGCUUAUUUAAAUGAUGGUGGCAACGGUGGUGUUGGUGGUGGAGGAUUUCGUCGUAAAUUAUCCAAAUUGACUCUGUUUCGUGAGGUUUUUGGAAGUGGUCCAUUUUACUCUUGGCUACUUCCAUGUUCAUAUCUUUUCAAGCCUUAUCCAAAAUAUUAUACUGCUUUAUCUAAUAUUAUUAAUGAUGUAAAUUACUCUGUCAACAGUUGUAAUAAUAACAAUAAUCUUCCAAUCAAUGAUCAUCAUCACCAUGGAAUUGAUAAUAAAUCAACACCAAUCACUACAGCUUCUUCAUUUUCUCCUGAAACCGAUAGUGUUUCUUCUUCCAGCUCUUCAAACAAUCAUUAUUAGUGAUAUUCAGUAUUAUUAUUUUCUUUCUUUCUGUGUGUUUGGUUGUUAACCCGCAUUGUCUCUAGAUAUCUGUAAAUGAUGUUUGUAUUAUUCCUCCUCCCCAUCCUUCUUCUUCUUGUUCUUCUUCUUUUUUCCUUCUUUCUUUCGUUGUUUAAACGUUAUCAUUUUUUUCUUUUUUGAAUUGAUUCAUUAUGUAAGUUGGUUUUGUAUUGAAUGUUUGUUAAACAUUAUAUAUUCUGCUGAAUUUACACAUUAUUUUUCUAAUAAUAGUAAUAAUAAUAAUAAUAACAUUACUAUUACACAUAUGUAUGCAUAUUAUUAAUGUUUGUAUUCUUUUCCAUUUAUAUUAACAUUUCAAUUACCCAGAAUGAACAGAUUGUUUUGUAGUGUUAACUUACCCUCUGUUUGUUCUUCAUGAGUGUGUGUGUGUGUGUGUAUAGAUAGAGAUUACCACAGAUUUAUAAUGAACUAGGAUUAGUUAGCUUAUUUGAAAUAUUAUAUGAUUUAAUAAAAGAUUAUAAUGAUUCUAUCAUUAUUUAUUUACAGUAAUUGAAUAUUUUACAACUCAAAUGUAUAUGGAGUAUUUAACCUUUUUUUUUGUGUGUGUGGACAUAAUCAUCAAUGAUUGUUUAUCCCAUUCAUAAUUCUAUUCAUUUAAUCAUUAUUAUGUAAUAAUAUAAUAUUAUUAUAUUUGAUAAUUCUAUUUACUUUAUAUUUGAUAAUCAUUUUGACUUCUUUUUUUUAAAAUUUAUCUUUAAUUGUUCUUUUCUUUUUUGUUGUUGUUGUUCCUUUUCUUUCUUCUUUUUGUUGUUGAUGUGUAUUGAUUUCUUUGAUAAUAUAAAUUGUACUUUGUCAUUCAUUGUAUUACAUUUUACACACUUCAUUUUGUAUUCUUUGUAUACAAAUAUUGUGUAUUAUUUAUUAUCUUAAUAAUCUUGCGGUGAUCAAUUAUCAUUAUAAUAUGUGAAUAGACUAUUUAUUUUGAUGAUCACAAUGAUGAUGAUGAUGAUGGUGUUGUUGUUGUUGUGUAACAACAGAGCAAUAGUUUGUAUUAUGAGAAGAAUUUUUUUUAAAAAAAAGUUUAUUAUUUACAA
Molecule: messenger RNA, 2164 nt
Organism: Schistosoma margrebowiei
Lineage: Eukaryota; Metazoa; Platyhelminthes; Trematoda; Strigeidida; Schistosomatidae
Source: the annotation of a GenBank genome assembly